This is a messenger RNA of Magnolia sinica, 4502 nucleotides long. Its product is annotated as ubiquitin C-terminal hydrolase 15-like. The transcript is spliced from 13 exons. The record is from RefSeq and is a predicted model, not a curated record. Gene Ontology annotation, biological process: protein deubiquitination. Gene Ontology annotation, cellular component: cytosol; nucleus. Gene Ontology annotation, molecular function: cysteine-type endopeptidase activity; cysteine-type deubiquitinase activity. NCBI's taxonomy places the organism in Eukaryota, Viridiplantae, Streptophyta, Magnoliopsida, Magnoliales, Magnoliaceae. The coding region runs from base 1292 to 4273 and encodes 993 amino acids.
AUCAUGUCCGCCGCUCUUAAAAUCCACAGAUUUCAUGUCUUUCUGCUCCUGUAUUUAAGCAAUAAAGAUGCAUGCUUGUCUGAAUGGGUAUUGUAAUUGGAACUGGAUUUCCUUCAAAUUGAUUGUUUAGGGGUGUGUUUGGCUCAUUGCCUUUUCAGUAAUUGUGAAAAAUUAAUUUGUGUCUUUGGAAUUUCUACUCUAAUUUAAAUUUCAAAAAACUAGUUGUGGUGGGCAUUGGAUAGAAAGAGGUCAUUUGCAUUCAAAUGAGUAUUUAUUAUUUAUUUUUGGAAAUUCUACGAAGAGUAGAAAUCGCAAAAGUCGCUAAUUAUUUUUCUUGCUUUCCAAGCCAAACGAGCCAAACAUAUUCUGCUAAUAGUUUUUUUGAAUUCCUCCACGUUUUAAUCAUUAUUUCAGAUUCUUUCAUUCAAAGAGAAUGGAGGUGAAGCUGGUCAUAGUUUUUUAAUUUUCUAUGAAGUGAAACCUAAGUUAACCUCAGUUCUUGGACAUCAACUCUUUGAAAUAAAAUGGAAUUGUAAUCUAAAAACUUCAACCUGUUUAAAGAGCAAUACUCUAGCAGAAUGUGGCGGAUCAAGCUCAUUCAUGCAUCUGCCCUUACCUAUCUCUACAACCUGUUGAUGUAGACAGGCCAAACUGUGCCCAUCACUAUGGAUAGGGCACAACCUAAAAAUCAAAAUGACCUGAUGACGCAAACAAAUGGGUGGUUAUAAAGGAAAAUGUUCGACAUCCAAAUUCAACAGGCAAAAUGCUUGUUGGCUUGAGUCAUCAGAUGGUUGGGAUAUUCUGGUCAAUGUGAUUUUUUGGGCUAUAUGCCCCAUCCACAGUGGGCCAUCAAUUUCGAUCUUAUGUUUGAUUAAAAUGUAUGCAUCAUGUUCAAUGGAAGCAAGCAUGAGUAUGAUCUGGCCUAGUCUACCAGUACAUCAUAUACUUCCUCAUGUUAAAAAAUGGUGACAUUAAUUAAUGUUUUUUUCCUUGCUGUCCAAGAAAACAAAACUGCUUUUCUGUUGUUUUUUUCCCCUCUCCUUCUAAUGGAAGUGGAGUCCUGAGCAAACACGAAUUUCUUUUGUUGGCCUAAUUGUUUAAAUUGUUACUAAGAUCCCAAAACUCUGACUAAUUUCAUUCAUGCUUGCUUUUGAAGAAACAGUGAUGCAACCCUUGAUUUUUUUGUUUUUCUCCUAUCAUGGAAGGGAAACCUUGAAUUCUUCAACUUGGUGGGAUUCCUUCUGAGAAGCAUCCAGUGGGAACUGGACAUGAGUAUGUUGGAGGCGGGGACAUGCUCAAACCAAGGGAAGCUGAUAUACCCGCGUUGUUUCUGGUCUUGGUUGUGCUUCCGCUGGUCGCUUACAUUUUACUCGGGAAAUGGAAUGAAGCUGCUAAAAAGAACGCGCGGAUAGGUAUGCUUGCUCAAUUGGCAGCUGAAGAAGCUUUCAGGGUAGAAGCGAUGGCUACUGCUAGUGUGAUCCCAGUUGGGUCUUCUUCAAAGACUGGGUUUCAUCAGUGUGCUAGAUGCUUUGCUCCCGCCACUACUCGCUGCUCAAGAUGCAAGUCGGUCCGAUAUUGUUCCGGGAAGUGCCAGAUUGUUCAUUGGAGGCAAGGUCAUAAGCAAGAAUGCCUGCAGUCGGAUGAUAGCAACUCACAUUGGUCUUCCGAUCUUUCCUCAAUCAAGGGAUCCAUUCACCAGAGUGUUCUGUGGAAUGAGAAUCCAAAUUCAUCAUUCUUCAAAUCUGAUAUCAAGGAGCCUAUGCUGGAUGCGAUCCCUCCAGGCAUAUCACUUCAUCCUUCAAUUGCAACUUCGGCUAAUGCUGCCACUACUGGUACUGCAGCCGAUGCAUCUCAAGUUUCGCAGGCGGAGAGAAAGCUUUCAGAUAGAUGGGCUUCUUCUAAAUUUAAUAGAGAUAUCUUGAAAUGCGACGAUACUGCUUCAUUUGGUUCUUUAGAAGGCAUCGAUGGCAGCGGAGCCAACAUUCCAACUUUAAACACAACUACCAUGGCUACCUUUCCUCAGUCGAAGGAAACUCCAAUGAGAAAUAAGUUAGGAAAUGGCAACUCUGUUGCUUCCUCUGGUGAUAUUCAGAGCAGCCCUUCCAAUUCUGUCCAUGGACGUGCUGUUCCAAGAAAUGCUAUGCACCCGCCUUACACAUUAACAGGUCAUAAUGGAAAUGCAUUUGAAUCAAGUGGCACGUCUGGCAUCUCAGCCUCACUAUAUUCAGAGAAAAAUGCAAUAAAUGCACGUGAAAUUGAGGUGGACUUGGGUUCAAAUAAUGGUAAUUUCCCCAGGGAAUCUUUUUCGAGUAACGGAACACUGAACUCAAGCUCUUCUUGUGAAAAGAUCUCGGUCAAAGUAAGCAAGAGAUCUAAGAGCCCCAGUCCUACCGUUUCAGUAUCUCAAAGAUCAACGCCGAAAGCUUCAAGAGAAUACCCAUGUCCGGGGAUAGAAAAGAAGAUGGCCUGCAUGACAAAUGACACUAAAAUCCCUCAAAGUGGUGCUUCUGCAACUGUCCCUACACAAGGCAACAGUGGCAUCGCAAAAAUGGGAGAUGCAAUGAUGAUGGGCCUGAAGAAGUUACCGAAACUCCCCAGAUGGGACACAUCGGGAAUUGCAAGCGACAGUCCUAAGAAUAAGGUGUUGUUUCCUUAUGAGGAAUUUGUCAAGUUCUUUCAUUACGAAGUGUGUGACUUAUCUCCGCGAGGCCUUUUGAAUUGCGGAAACAGUUGCUAUGCCAAUGCCGUAUUGCAAUGUUUGACCUGCACGAAGCCUCUGAUCAUCUACCUGCUUCGGAGAUCACAUUCAAAAACAUGCUGGGCAAAAGAUUGGUGCCUCAUGUGUGAACUUGAGCAGCACAUAUUGAUGUUGAGGGAAGGUGGGGGCCCGCUGUCUCCCAGCAGAAUUCUGUCGCACAUGCGGAAUAUUGGCUGCCGGAUGGGUGGUGGAGAUCAGGAAGAUGCCCAUGAAUUUUUAAGGCUUCUUGUUACAUCUAUGCAAUCUAUAUGCCUUGAGGGAAUGGGUGGUGAGAAGGAAGUCGAUUCCAGUUUACAAGAAACAACAUUGAUACAACAGAUUUUUGGUGGUCGUCUUAGAUCAAAGGUCAAGUGUCUGAAAUGCCAUCAUGAGUCUGAACGAUAUGAAAACAUUAUGGAUCUUACAUUGGAGAUACAGGGUUGGGUUGAGUCAUUGGAGGAUGCACUUACUCAAUUUACAGCUCCUGAGGAUUUGGAUGGGGAGAAUAUGUACAGAUGUGGAAGGUGUGCUGCGUAUGUUAAAGCCAGAAAGCAGUUGAGCAUACAUGAGGCGCCAAACAUCCUCACGAUAGUUUUAAAGCGAUUUCAGACAGGGAAAUAUGGCAAAAUUAAUAAAUGCAUCUCUUUCCCUGACAUGCUGGACAUGAUUCCAUUCAUGACCGGGACUGGCGACAGCCCUCCCCUUUACACGCUGUAUGGCGUCGUCGUGCAUUUGGACACAUUGAAUGCAUCAUUCUCUGGGCAUUACGUGUCAUACGUGAAAGAUUUGCAAGGGACAUGGUUGAGGAUAGAUGACACUGAGGUCGAGCCAGUGCCGAUGAGUCAGGUGAUGUCAGAAGGUGCAUACAUCCUAUUUUACUCAAGGUCUCACCCACGGCCCCCUAGAGUACAUGCGAGGAGAAAUUCCUCAUUCCAAGCUCCAUCUUCUGCCAAGCAUUGGAUUCCCAAACCCCAAAAGUCUUCUAGACAUGGGCAAUGCAAACCAAGCAGCAUCAUGUUUUCCUCAGGGCGUCCAUCGCCGCUUCAUGCUGCAGGCCGUAACAUCCUACCCACAGAGCAAACUCAUGCAGACUCAAUAUGCACGGACUACUCUGAUGCCACAUCAAGCGACUGGUCCCUUUUCACAAGCUCAGAUGAAUCAUCUUUUACCACCGAGAGUACCCGAGAUUCGUUCAGCACCGUAGAUUAUGGUGACCCACUUAACAUCGAUCCAUUUCCCUCAAUAUUUAGCCCAUUAUACGGAGCUCCGGAGUAUUCCAACAACAUCUGCAAAACGUCCUCGCCUUGCAGGCCACAGACGAGAUUCUUCUCGGAGACUAACAGUUUUGUUUUGGAUUCUUCAAUGUCGAAUCAACCGCUCGGCAGUGUACAUAAGGGAAGGAAUCCGGAACGGGUCAGUGUUUCUUCUCCAACUGAGUCUCUAACUUCAGCAGCACAUAACUGCAGUAUGUCUGUCAGAUACGGGAGUAAUUCUAAAGGUAGUUUUGCUCGAACAUGUGGUUGUUGUGAGCUGUAGUCAGUAGAUUCUUGUAGUUCUAGGUGUGGCCCACUUGAUGUGAUUGGUCCCUUAGAAUUAGAUAUGCCUCAGAUGUUUCUGUUUUUAGUGAAAUGGGGCAUCCCUCAAUCAAUGGUCUUGUGGGAAAUUUUCUGUCACAUUUCCUCCUUUUUCUUUUUUCGAACAAUGUUUAGUGAAAUAGACAGUUGAAAGUAAAACACCACAAAUCAAGUGAUUUUUCUUUAUUUGA